AUGAAAACAACAUCGGUUGAAGCUCAAAAACAACGAGCUAGUAGAAAUGUUCGAGCUGAAUGUAAUGCAGACACAUUAUUAUUUGCUAUUCUUAUGGGUGCUGAAGUUCAAUUUAAUAAAACUAAAAUGAGUUCAUUUGCAAAAAAAGUCUAUAUUGGGGAUAAAAUUAGUAUUGACAAUGAAGUUAAAACAGGAUCUACAGUAUUGAGGGAUGGUGUUUUAUUUGAGUGUGCUAUGAGAAAGCUAUGGGGAGAGAAAAGAAUUCGAUCUACAAAUGAACUUAACAUUAAUUCCGAAGUAAUUUCUUCUUUAACACAGUUAGAAGAAAUUCAAACAUUAUGUUAUGAGAAAUUACCAAUAUUAGAAUCUGAUGCACAAACUAAUCCUAAUCUUAUUCUUUGGGGAAAUAAUGAAAAUGAAUUAAUAGAAAAAGAAAAUGCUAAUUGUUUAAGAAAAAGAAAAACCAAAAAUAAAGAAGCAGUUUUUAGUAAUUAUUUAAGUUCCUUUUUAAUUCAAAAAGGAAUGACUUUAACAUGUCAGGUUAUGGCUAGAAAAAUGACUAUGAGAACACUUCAUUUCUUUGUAUGGAAAAAAUAUAUUCUUCCUAAUGGUAAAAUAGUUACUUCUGAAAUGCUUAAACCAAUUACAUCUAAAUUAAGAAAUGCAAUUAAUGGUAAUCAUCAAGUAAAACAUACUACUAUUAUAAAUCGAAAUACUUUAAAUGAAGUUGGAGUUACUGAUGAACUUCUAAAUUUAUGUGGACUAAAUUAUUUUACUGAUCUUUCAAUGAUUUAUCAAUCUUCAUCUCCAAGCAAUGACUUGUCAGCAUUUACUCCAUGUUCUACUCAAUUUUAUACUAUUAUUUCUGAUUGUUCUGAAAGUACUUCUUUAUGUCAUUCGAUGUUCUAA
This is a messenger RNA of Entamoeba histolytica HM-1:IMSS, 909 nucleotides long. RefSeq lists its product as uncharacterized. The record is from RefSeq and is a predicted model, not a curated record. The transcript has a single exon. NCBI's taxonomy places the organism in Eukaryota, Evosea, Mastigamoebida, Endamoebidae. The coding region runs from base 1 to 909 and encodes 302 amino acids.